AUGGCGGCGGCAGCGGGAGCGGCGACCCGGCCGGCGCUGGUGGUGAGGGCGCUCGUGGCGGCGCUGAUGAUGCUGGGCUCGGAGGCGGUGUGGCUCGACCUGCCCCCCACGGGAACCAAGUGCGUCUCCGAGGAGAUCCAGCCCAACGUGGUGGUGGUCGCGGACUACAUGCUCAUGUACGAGGCCCACGCCACCGCCCACCCCACCGUCGCCGUCAAGGUUACCUCACCAUAUGGCAAUACUGUACAUCAGAAAGAAAAUGCCACAGUGGGCCAAUUUGCAUUUACAACUUCAGAAGCUGGAAACUACCUUGCUUGCUUCUGGCUAGACAGCGCAGAGAAAGGAUCAGGAGUAUCUCUGAAUCUUGAUUGGAAGAUAGGGAUUGCGACAAAGGACUGGGACUCUGUUGCCAAGAAGGAGAAAAUUGAGGGUGUUGAAUUAGAGCUCGCGAAACUUGAAGCUGCAGUGGAAUCUAUUCAUCAUAACUUAUUAUAUCUCAAAGCAAGGGAAGCGGAGAUGCGGGAAGUGAGUGAGAAAACAAAUUCUAGGGUUGCGUGGUUCAGCAUCUUGUCUCUGGGCGUGUGCGUUGUGGUCUCCGCUCUGCAGUUAUGGCAUUUGCAAGGCUUCUUCCAGAAGAAGAAACUCAUCUGA
Messenger RNA from Triticum turgidum subsp. durum (durum wheat), 651 nucleotides. NCBI's taxonomy places the organism in Eukaryota, Viridiplantae, Streptophyta, Magnoliopsida, Poales, Poaceae. The record is from the annotation of a GenBank genome assembly.